UUUAAAGGUGCUGUUGUCUGGGACUACACUAUAUUUAGAGGUGUUUCUAUAUUUUUGUCCUCCCAUACACAAGAGUGUCAGAUCUGAUGGCUUCUAUGCUGUACAAUGAAAUGCGUGCAUGUAUACAGUGGCAUGCCUUAGACAAUAAAUACAAGCUGGUCAAAAUAACAUUUCUGCAAAUGUAACUUUUUUGUUAGUUUUAUGCUUAAUACUAUCUUAGUGCCAUGUCAAAUAGCUAGACUAACAAAAAAGACACGUGAUUGAGACUACAAUACAAAUCAGCUAUCAGGACAGUAGCCAAAAUCUAAAUAAAGCCCAAAUUAAAUACAAAAACUGCAUUAUAUUUGUUGUUUUACUUGUUUACAUUUUCGAGAGACUGAUGUUGUCAUACCACUUUCUAGAACAGUGGGUGGCGGUAGUGCGUUUUCUUUUAGUCGAUUUCAUUGGAAGCAGGUACGAAGAAGAAGUAGGCUAAAUAGUAACUACUAGCACGGUUUACUUUUGUUAGCAAGUGAAGUUGGAGACAGAGUUUGGUAAGGCGGUGGUUUGCACUAUUGCUGACAACGCGUUUGGAUAAGGUAAUUAGAUAGAAUUAGAUUAGUCUUAUUAUAAAAAAAGUCUACGAAACUGUAUUUUCGGUCAGCGGCGUUUAUCCACAUGGUCUCAAACGCAUGUGCCAACUGUAAAUGUAACUGAAGUAAAGCAGCUCGCGGACAUAAUUGUCAAUAGUUGGCAGCACCCAGCGAAUGUCAAAGCUAAAGCUAAGCUGCUAGCAGUAGCUGCCGUUACCCUGGUAGCUAACGUUAGUGUUGCUUUCAAGUGCUCCUUAUGAGCUCCGUCCUCCAAAAACUUGUAAAUAUAGUUUGCUGAACUGUGUGCUGAAAAGUAACUGUUAGAUGGAUCGAAUAAUCUGUGAGAGGCGCAUAUCAACCACAGAAGUGCUGUAGGUACAGGCAGGUGUUUUCAUUAUGCGGCGAGUGGAGCAUGUACCUCAGGCUUUUGAGGCCCCUGUCGAUGUCCAUGCCAGCGCAGAUGGCCAGGUUUACAUGUUCAACAGGAGGCUGAAUCAGGCAGCUGUAUCUUCAGAUGAUGAGGAGCUCACUGUCGUGGAGAUGAGGCCACGGGCUUUCCAAGAGCAGGACAGACUCAGGAACGUCCAGCUGCUGGACCGGGAGGUCUUGGAUGGUGACAGCCUGAACAAACUUGCACUGCAGUAUGGCUGUAAGGUGGCAGAUAUAAAGCGGGUCAACAACCUUAUGCAGGAACAAGAUUUAUUUGCACUGAAAUCAAUAAAGAUACCAGUUCCGAAACACAGCCUUUUAACAGAGACUUGCACAGGCCUAAAUGAUUCUCAUUCAUUUUCCAGACCAGUGAAGCUUCAGGACAGAGCCAGAGCCCAGCCACAACUACAGGUCACAGAAUUUCUAAUAGAGGUGGACAACGAUACUGAAAAACUGAUUCAGACCAAAAAUGGUCAAGAUGAGGAUUUCUUGAAUAACUCUGAGAAACCACAACAGUUUGGUUUCAGAGGACAGCGCCUGACCAGUCACGGCGCAGACUGGGGCAUCCACUGGUGGAACGCUUUAGUUGCCAUGCUUCUGAUAGGCAUUGUUCUGCCGUUGUUUUAUGUAAUUUACUUCAAAACAAAAGGUACAAACGAUCAUGGAGUAGUUUCACCAUCAGUUGUUAGCGGUACUUUACAGACACUCAUCACCUCUUCAAACACCUCAGGGGCCACCCUCAUUACAAGAAAACCAGGUUAGUGUGGACUUCAAUAGGUGGCAAUCAAGAUAAACCCAAAGCUCUUUAUGUUAUAACUAAGUGCAAUACCACCACGUGUGUAGUUUCCACUACAGAAUUUUGCCUUUAAUUACACAAACUGUGACGGUUCACUUGUUGAAGGGAACUAGCUGUACACUGCUCUCAUUUUUGUGUGAAUUUAAGACAAUAUUUUAUCAAAAAAAGCUUUUGUAAAGUGCAGCUGGCUGAAAUAAUCUCCUUGGUACUACUGUAUGUAUUCCUGAUCUUUUGCUUUGACAAACUAAUGUUUGCUGGGAUUAUAUUUCACCAGGUGCUUUACUAACUGUGAAAUAUUAAAGGGUUGUGUGUUGAACCUCCUCACAUGACACAAGCUGAGCAACAAUUGCCAAAAAAGAACACAAUGUAGGCAUUUCGGAGUAGGCCUGUUGUCUGAAUGAACAUAAAGAGCGAUCACAUCAUGGUCAGAUUUCAGGUGGAAAUUUGAUUUGAUCCCAAUGCAAUUUACAGUUUAAAAAUGCAUUUAAAUGUUUGCCCACAACUGCUGCUGCUUUGACUGUGUGAGGUUAAAUUGUAUUUGACGUGGGUUUGAGCAUUAUUUGUGACUUUUCUGAUCUAACUUAGGUUUUGUUUGUUUGUCUGUAUGUUCAUUGUCUGGUUAAUGCUAUGCACCUUCUGAAAAUGCCAAAAGUGUGGGGUUUUCUUCUUUUUCUAGUGAAUAGUCAGUGCAGUAUAUUUUAUCUUGUGUGCCAUGUUGCAAUCUUUAAAAUAUAAGAUGAUGCAUUUUCAAAAAUCAUUUGCAUUUCUGUUAGUUUAGUGAUUUAAGUGUUAAUUUUAGGAAAGUUCCUUAAAAUGUAUUUGUCAAAUUUAUAUUGUAUUGUACAUCCAUGAGCAGCUGAGUCCACCAGGAACAGAUAGGGAAUUUGGUGUGGCUUGUCCAGUGCACUUUUUAAGGUUUGAGGUAGUUAAAAUGAAUGAAACUGGUAAAAAAAUAUAUUUUGUUGAGAUUUCUAAAUGUGUAAACCAUUUUAGAUGGAACAGUUGGUAUGUCUGAAUCUUUUUAUCCAGCAUGUUUCAACUGAAUACAAUCUUACAUCUUUGAAAGUGCCUCUAAAGGAUUCUCUGACUUUUUAUUGUGAUAGUUUUUGCCACUCAAGAUUAUUUUAGCAUGUUUAUUUAGUUAUGAGAUUAUAAACACACAAGGUACCACUCACUACUUAAAGAAAACAUAAAGCUGAAUAUACACACAUAUAUUGUAUAGCUGGAGUGUGUAUUUUGUCAAGAUCUAUUAAUAGAAGUGUUAUUUUUGAUUAGUUGCAGUAUUCACACUUACCAAAAGAUGGCAGUAUACACAAGCACUGCUGAUGUAGUGUUUUUGCAGAGACGGGAGUCAGACACAUGCUAUUAAUUGACAUCUAACUGCAUGUAGGAUGAUUAUAUGUUUGAUACAUUGAUU
This is a messenger RNA of Monopterus albus (swamp eel), 3214 nucleotides long. It is a transcript of the gene lysmd4, whose product is annotated as LysM, putative peptidoglycan-binding, domain containing 4. Lineage: Eukaryota; Metazoa; Chordata; Actinopteri; Synbranchiformes; Synbranchidae. The record is from RefSeq and is a predicted model, not a curated record. The coding region runs from base 969 to 1763 and encodes 264 amino acids. The transcript has 3 exons.